Molecule: messenger RNA, 1239 nt
Organism: Puccinia graminis f. sp. tritici CRL 75-36-700-3
Lineage: Eukaryota; Fungi; Basidiomycota; Pucciniomycetes; Pucciniales; Pucciniaceae
Exons: 8
Coding region: 1-1239 (412 amino acids)
Source: RefSeq, a predicted model, not a curated record
AUGGAAGCGAAGGAGGAUGCAAGGAUAGAAGUGAUCCUUCUAGGAACGGGGACGUCCGGCCAGGUACCUUCGAUUGCAUGUCUAACAGAUCCCGAAGACCAAGGCUGUCGAUGCUGCAAGUCUGAAGACAGGAAAGACUUACGCAGGAACACCUCAGCUCUUCUCCGGAUCCACCAUCCAUCCAAUAAAACCUCUCCGGACGCGCCCUCAACACCCCUCCACCUCUUGAUCGAUGUCGGCAAAAGCUUCUGUGAGGCCGCUAGAGAGUUUUUUCCUAAACAUAACAUCCGCAGGUUGGACGCUGUACUCUUGACUCACCCUCAUGCAGAUGCAAUCAAUGGCUUGGAUGAUCUGCGAGCAUGGACAUUAGGAGGGGCGAUUCAAGACUCGAUACCGAUCUAUUGCAACGAGUACACACACACAGAAAUCUCAAGAAUGUACCCUUACUUAGUAAACAGUCAUGCUAAGACUGGCGGUGGUGAUGUUCCCCAAUUCACAUGGAACAUAAUCCGAGACGGGAUAUCAUUUACACUUUUUGGCGUCGAGAUUCUUCCUUUACCUGUUCAUCAUGGGAAGUUUUUCGAAUCGAAUUCAAAGGAUAAGCCGUACAUAUGUACGAGCUACAUGAUAGCCAAGACGAUAUAUUACGUGUCAGAUGUCUCUGAGAUCCCGGAAGAAACGAUGACGAAGAUUCUGGAGAGCCACUCUGGAAGAGGAGAUGGUGGUGGUGGACGAUUGAACGUGUUGAUAAUCGACACUUUACGGCUCUUGCCUCAUGCCUCCCAUUUUGGGAUCGCUCAAGCCAUCCACGCCGCUCAAAGACUAAACCCCAUCCGCACUUAUCUGGUCGGCUUCACUCAUCGAGUCACCCAUGAUUGUUGGACUUAUUGUUGCCAAGCAAUCAGUCAAGGCCGUCGUUCGACGGACUUCGAAGAUGCUUCUUCGUCCUCCUCAUCACAGACUAACAUCUAUCCCCCACAGGCUCGAGAUCUAGUAGUAACAGAACAAGACUCAGGAAAGUCGAGACAAAGGUUCGAAGUCUUGUUGGAAAAGGGAGUCGUCGAAGACUAUGAUCGGUUCACUGGCCAAGCCCUUCGACUCAUCGAAGCUGAUAAUCCCACUCCUCCUCUUUCAAACGCUGUUGCCCUUGAAAUGCCCUGGGUUAGGCCCGCUUUCGAUGGGUUGUUGGUCCAUACUAGUCUCCGUUCUUCUCAAGUCACUGAUAAUUUUUAUGAUUGA